CGAGCGGCGCUUGCGCGGCGAAGGGGAGCGCACACCUUUGCACGGCGCUUGGGAUGCUGCGCGCCGCGCUGGGAGGAAGGAGCCGCCGGUUUGGCGGCGCUGGGCUAUGGAAGAGACCCUGCCCUUCGGCUGCCGGUUGCCCCAGAGCCCGGGGCUCGGCGCCCCCUGGCAGCGGGGCGCGGGGUGGAGGCGCUGCCCCGGCAGGUGCUAGUAAUGUAAAGCCAUUGGAUGGUGUGAAAAUACUUGAUUUAACAAGGGUGCUUGCAGGGCCCUUUGCAACAAUGAAUUUAGGAGAUCUAGGGGCUGAAGUUAUCAAGGUGGAAAGACUAGGAGCUGGUGAUGAUACAAGAGCCUGGGGCCCACCUUUUGCUGGAACAGAAAGUCUUUAUUUCCUCAGUGUCAAUAGAAAUAAAAAGAGUAUAGCAAUCAACAUGAAGGAUUCAAAAGGAGCAAAGCUAGUUAGAGAGCUUGCUGCGGUGUCUGAUGUUUUUGUGGAAAACUAUAUCCCUGGGAAGCUGGCGGAAAUGGGUCUGGGUUAUGAAGACAUUAAAAAGAUUGCUCCUCACAUAGUGUACUGUUCAAUAACAGGUUAUGGUCAGACUGGUCCAAUGGUUCGGAGAGGUGGAUACGACUCCAUUGCAGCUGCUGUUUCUGGUCUCAUGCAUAUCACAGGGCACGAGGAUGGUGAGCCAGUUAGACCAGGGGUAGCCAUGACUGAUCUUGCUACUGGGUUGUAUACCUAUGGAGCAAUUAUGGCUGGUUUACUUCAGAGAUAUAAGACGGGGAAAGGACUGCACAUUGACUGCAACCUCUUGUCAUCUCAGGUUGCAUGUCUCACUCAUGUAGCAGCUAAUUACCUUAACUGCAAAAUCGAAGCAAAACGCUGGGGUACUGCUCAUGGGAGUAUUGUUCCAUAUCAGGCUUUUAAGACCAAGGAUGGCUACAUCGUGGUGGGAGCUGGAAAUGAUCAGCAGUUUGUCACUGUGUGCAAGAUCCUGAAUUUGCCUGAAGUUGCUGAGGAUUCCAGAUACAAAACUAAUAAUCUCAGAGUCCAGAACAGAAAAGAACUUAUUGACAUAUUGUCAACUCGGUUUUCAGAAAAAACAACGAUCAAAUGGUUGCAGCUCUUUGAAGGUAGUGGGGUUCCAUUUGGCCCAAUCAACAAUAUGCAGCAAGUAUUCUCGGAUCCUCAGGUGCUGCACAAUGGACUUGUGAUGGAAAUGAAUCAUCCAACAGCUGGGAGGAUAGCUGUUCCAGGACCAGCUGUCAGAUAUAGUGAAUUUGCUGUGUCACAUCCCAAACCACCUCCACUUGUUGGACAGCACACAGUGGAGAUACUGAAGGGCAUGCUGGGGUACAAGGAUGAUGCCAUAGAAGAACUGCUCCGUACUGGCGCUGUGGCUCAGCAUGAGGUCAGAUAAGGAACAUUAGCUACAUUCCUUCACACUGAGUUCACAUUACUUUGUCCUCUCUUUGCUCCCUUCAGGUCCCCUAAUGGGACUCAAAUAGAAGACAAUUUAAUUCCUAAUUUUCUUCCGUGUGUGUUUGUAUGAUUUUAACACUAGUGUAUCAAAUAAACAAUCUCAUACCGUCUGAGUGAAAGAUUUUCUUGGGUGGGGAGGUAUUGUGUUAACUGCGAUUGUACAGUCCUAUGUGGUUACUCAUUUUCUGUAUUUUGUAUGGGAAAUGGAGUUCUUAUCAUAAUUACAGUAAUUGCCUAAAUGUUUGUCCCCAUAAGGACAUAAUGUUAGUGAGAAGAAGCAGAACCUUAAAAAAUCUGUACUAGACUCUCCACUUGCAGAAGGCUGUCUUAUACAAUUAUUUUAGUAGAAAAUCCAUUAUGUACAAACUGGUGGUUGAUUUUGAACAGAAUCGUCAGUGAUGAACUCUCUGUUCAUCUGUAUUUUAAAUCAUAGUUAGAAUAACCAUUUCUAUACUCACCUCUGUUCUCUGGUAUUUCCAAUUACCAAUAUGUCUUUAUAUUGCAUAGCAUGGUCAUGACAAUCCUAGUAUGUUAGGAGAAAUUAGCUGAAAUUGGCAUAGUCCUUUGGUUAUGAAACAAGCCUAUUCGAAGACUGGUUGAGAGGCAAACUAUCAUUGAAUAAUCUUUUGUAAUUUUAUUCAGAAAGGCCCAAGUUACUGUUAGUUAAACAUCGAUCCACACAAAAUCACGUGCUGAAUGUUAAGUACCAGAACUUGCCAGACUUCUUGAUCUAUUUCUGUAGGUAGUUACUAAUUCCUGUACCUGACUCCAGUUGCCACCCCAAGCACCCUUCACUAUGGAGAAAACACAAGUUAAAAUCUGUGCAAAACUUUUGACUCAGUCCCACCUCCCUAAUUAAAACAUGCUGAGAGUUGACAAACCUUCCUCAAAUUUAGUACUACUGUAUCCUGCAGCAGGGUUGCUCUUAAGAGCAAGGCACCAUGCACUGCGAGAAGGUGGAAGAAUUUGAUCCAUGAUAAAUAGUAAGGGAAAAAUUAAAGAAGAGCCAUUUCUUCUCUGCUAACCAAGUUGGCAGUACUUCGCUCACAGAAGAAAUGCUAUGCUCCUUUGUUGCAGUAUAUAAUAAUUUACAGUUAAAGUAAACUCAGUGUAUGGGAAGAAUCUAAUCUUUGUGUGUGCACCCUGGGAGUGAGGCAAAGCCUUUCUGUUCCUAGAACUAAAUAAAACUAACUCACAUUGACACUCAACACGUAAAAUCCGUAUUUCUUCCAAAGUAUCGGAAACAGGCCUGGCAUUGUAACUGGAUUGUCACUUUGUUUCCACUCUAGCAAACAACAUCCUCUGUAUUACAUUUGAACUUCACAACUCUGCAUUACAUUCUGGGGAAAGAAAAGAGGUUAUUACAUAAUCAAAUU
Messenger RNA from Cuculus canorus (common cuckoo), 2859 nucleotides. RefSeq names its product succinyl-CoA:glutarate-CoA transferase (gene SUGCT). The record is from RefSeq and is a predicted model, not a curated record. Gene Ontology annotation, molecular function: catalytic activity. The coding region runs from base 54 to 1421 and encodes 455 amino acids. The transcript is spliced from 14 exons. NCBI's taxonomy places the organism in Eukaryota, Metazoa, Chordata, Aves, Cuculiformes, Cuculidae.